Molecule: messenger RNA, 2916 nt
Organism: Besnoitia besnoiti
Lineage: Eukaryota; Apicomplexa; Conoidasida; Eucoccidiorida; Sarcocystidae
Product: HEAT repeat-containing protein
Exons: 13
Coding region: 1-2916 (971 amino acids)
Biological process (GO): protein import into nucleus
Cellular component (GO): nucleus; cytoplasm
Molecular function (GO): small GTPase binding; nuclear import signal receptor activity
Source: RefSeq, a predicted model, not a curated record
AUGGCGACGACUGCGCCGUCUGGUGCCGCAUCCGCAGGCGGAGACGGCGCGUCUCUGCAGCUUAUGCAGCAACUCCUUCUCUCCACGCUUGAUCCGCGUCAGCAGAUCCGCGAGCAGGCCGAGCAGCAGCUCGUCGGCGCCCGCGAUGCGGACUUCAGCCUCUUUCUCGUGUCUCUCGCGCGCGUCAUCGACGAGGCCGUAGGCGCCGCCGGGACGCCUCAGGCUCAGGAGCAGCUUCUCGCCAAACAAAUCGCCGCCGUCACCUUCAAAAACUGCAUCAGUGCCAAGGACCUCGUCCUCGACAGCGCAGCGGCGGAGAAAUGGCGGGCGGUCGCGGAGGACGCGAAACAAGCCAUGCGGCUGCAGCUGCUCGCCGCAAUCAAGACGGAGCACACACAGGUGGCAAAUGCAGUCUGCCAAGUGCUGUCAAAGAUUGGCCGCAUCGAGCUGCCCUCUGACGGCUUUCCGGAGCUCCUGCCCUUCCUGUUGACGCUUGUGACCGAGGCCACGAUCGCGCCGGAAGCCAGCGCGGCGACAGACGCGUCUGCACACCGCAAGGUGUUUGGUCGGAAUGCACUCACCUGCCUGGCGUACCUCUGUGAGGAGCAUGCAGACAUCGUCGAGGAGACCGGCGAAGAGCCCGCCGACGUCUUGAGCGAGGCACACUGCAACAACAUCCUCACGGCUGUGGUUCAGGGUAUGAAGGACGAAGACAUUCAACUCAAGGUCGCAGCUUUGAAGGCGCUCUACCACGCGCUCAUCUUUUCGAAGAAGAAUUUUGAUAAUCAGACUGAACGCGAAUACAUCAUUCAGGUCGUGCUGGAGAACACCAAGGUGCCGCACCAGGCCGUUCAGGUCUCUGCUUUCGAGUGUCUGGUGAAGACUGCGGAGGAGUACUACGCACUGCUGGAGCCAUACAUGAGCGGCAUCGGCCCGAUCUCUUGGGAGGCGCUCAAGAGCGGCGACGACAGCGUCUGCAUCGCGGCGAUGGAGCUCUGGAACACUAUCGCCGACGUGGAGAUCGACCUCCAGCAGCACGAGGCGGAGGCGGAGAACGCCGAAGACGCCGCGGGAUUCCCGAGGAACUGCCACAUCAUCAAACAGGCCCUGCCCUUCCUUCUACCCAUCCUCCUCAACACGCUGACCAAACAGGAGAGCGAGGAAGCCGAUGCGGCUGACUCGUGGACUUCCGCCAUGGCGGCCGGCACCUGCCUUGGGCUCUGCGCACAGGUGGUUCAGAACGCGAUUCUUCCGCCAGUGAUUCAGUUUGUUUCUGAGAAUUUUUCGAGCCCAGACUGGACGCGGCGCGAGGCGGCGGUGUUGGCUUUCGGCAGCAUCAUGGAGGGUCCGGACACGGAGGCGCUGAAGCCGCUGGUGGAGGAGUCGUUCACGUCGCUAGUGAACGUGCUGCAGGACUCGUCGGUGGCCGUUCGCGACACAGCGGCCUGGACGCUGGGGCGGAUUGCGCAGUUCCACACGCCGGUGGUGCUGCAGAAGCUCGUCAAUGCGGACGGGACAGUCGUCGCGGAGAACAACUCGCUCCUAGCGGCGAUCGUGAACCGCCUGCUCGAUCAGCCGCGCGUCGCCGUCAACGUCUGCUGGCUGCUCCACGAACUCGCUGAUCACAUGGUCGCGGAGUCCGCCGACAAACCCGCAGCCACGCCUCUCGACCCCCUCUUCCAGAGACUCUGCGACGCCCUCAUCCAGGUCUCCGAGCGAGCCGACGCCGACGAGAGGAGCCUGAGGGAUGCUGCCUUCAACUGCCUUGGAGCACUCAUCAACAACGCAGGCGAGAGCUGCAAGUCGUCCAUGUUGAAGCUCCUCGACCACUUUGUCUGCCAGCUGUCGCAGUCUUUCGCGUUUGAAGCCAACGAAGCGACGCGUCAGCGCCAGGGUCUGCUCUGCGGCGUUAUCCAGAUCCUCUGUCUGCGCCUCGGGUCCCAGGUUCAGCCUGUCGCCCCGCAGAUCUGGGCGUGCUUGGAGCGAAUUUUCCGAGGCUCUCCGCCAGCGAACGCGGCCGCGGGCACGCUGCCGCCGCUGAGCUGCUCGGCGAGCGAAACCAUCACGAACGACGCGCUGCUGGCGACCUCCGCGCUGGUAAACGCCGCCGGUCCCUCGGCGGCGGCGUUCGCGGAGGACGUCGUCUGCAUCGUCGCCUCGGGUCUGGAGAACUCGACGGGCUCCGCGGCCGGGAGCUCCGGCGGAGGCGCGGGGGCCGCCGGCGCAACUUCCGGAAGCAGCACCACGGACGAGCUGCAGACUGUGCGCAUCUGCGUCGAACUCGUCGGCGACGUCAGCCGCGCGCUCGGCCCCGCCUUCGCGCCCUUCAGCGGACCCCUGCUCGCCAGAAUGUACCAAAUGCUCCAGGACCCGAACGUGGAGCGCGCGCUGAAGCCGUGCGUGAUGGUCGCCGUGGGCGACGCGGCGAUGACGAUGGGCGGCGAGGCCUUCGCGCCCUACCUCGACUCGUUCAUGGCCAUUCUUCACCAGGCGGGCAACACGUCCUACGAAGUGGGGCCGAGUAACUGGCAGAUGAACGAAGAGUGGCUGUGGUACAUCCACGAUCUCCGCGAAGGCGUGCUGCAGGCCUACAUGUCGAUCGUCUACAGCUUCAAGGAGAAGGGCAUGCAGGAGCAGCUCAAGCUCUACGUGAACGCGAUGCUGGAUGUCGUCAAGGCCGUCGCCGCCACCAGUCCUAGAAUGCGCGGCGUCGAGGAGAACGCCAAGCAGGCCAUUGAGCUCGUCGGGGAUCUGGUCAGCACCUACGGAGGAGACUUGACGCUUCACCUGCAGCGCGCGCCGUUCAUGGAGCAGCUGCUGCGUCUCGCUGACGCCCUCGGCGCAAGCAAAGACGCCGGAGGUGAAGCCUGUCUCCAGAAAGCGCAGUGGCUCCGCCAGGUACGCUGGACUCGCUGA